AUGUCCAACUCAUUUGCGCCUUCUGUAGCCACGAUGAGCGAUCUGGAUGGCUUUUCAGUGACAGGAGAUAAUUUCUAUCCUCAGAUGCAAUCAAUGGGGUUCGAAAGCGGAGGAGACUUUGGUUUUGAUCCUCCGGUAAAACAGCAAGCACUAUAUCCCAUCAAGGUCGAACAAACCUACAGUCCUCCACAGGACAGCAACCUCUUUGGAGACUUCGACUUCGAUCCUGCAAAGAAUGCACAAGGACAAGUCACAUCUAUCAGAGCUCUCGAGCUUGACCGUAUGAUGCCACAGAACGUUCCCAACCCUGCCACAACCGUUACGCGUUACGGUCAAGUUACUCCUCCUCGAUCAAAUUCUGAGUCUUCGGGCGAAGCCACCGCAGAGCAGAAACCUGCCAGACAAAGACGCUCUACAAAGUCUUCGGUAAAAGAAGAGUCGGUCAAGCAAACGCAGACCGGUCGUAAGCGUAGACAUACCCGAAAGAACUCCGAAAUCACACUUGACGGCCUUGAAGACGAUGACAAGAGAAAACAGUCACUGGAGAAGAACAGAUUAGCAGCCGCAAAGUGCCGCGUCAACAAGAAAGAAAAGACCGAGCAACUGCAACGUGAUUCUCACGACAAGGCUGUUCAGAACGCUUUCCUGAAGGAUCAACUCAUGCGUAUGAAAGAAGAGGUUCAACAAAUGAAUGCGCUUCUACUCGCUCAUGCUAGCUGUGAAGGCUGCAAGUCUCCCGAAGACAUUCAGAAACAUCUCAACAACCUUGGUAACGAGUUUUUCGCGCAACAUAUCUCAGGCAUGACGCAGGAAUACUCAGCGUUUGCCAACAUGUCGACUGACAUGCACGAUUUGGAACACGAUCAUUAUUUCUCGCCUGCAACGGAUUCCAGCAUGAUGAAUCCACCUCUGCCUGAAUUCAACAGAGAGCCUGAAUUUGACGUUUCCACGCCCAUGCAGACGGAUUGA
Messenger RNA from Lithohypha guttulata, 969 nucleotides. RefSeq lists its product as uncharacterized. Bases 1 to 969 code for a protein of 322 amino acids. Gene Ontology annotation, biological process: regulation of transcription by RNA polymerase II. Gene Ontology annotation, molecular function: RNA polymerase II cis-regulatory region sequence-specific DNA binding; DNA-binding transcription factor activity, RNA polymerase II-specific. The record is from RefSeq and is a predicted model, not a curated record. The transcript has a single exon. Gene Ontology annotation, cellular component: nucleus. Lineage: Eukaryota; Fungi; Ascomycota; Eurotiomycetes; Chaetothyriales; Trichomeriaceae.